Otolemur garnettii (small-eared galago) is the source of this 8271-nucleotide messenger RNA. RefSeq names its product zinc finger protein 462 (gene ZNF462). Gene Ontology annotation, biological process: regulation of gene expression. Gene Ontology annotation, cellular component: nucleus. Lineage: Eukaryota; Metazoa; Chordata; Mammalia; Primates; Galagidae. The transcript is spliced from 13 exons. Bases 290 to 7792 code for a protein of 2500 amino acids. The record is from RefSeq and is a predicted model, not a curated record.
GGAGCGGGAGGGAGGGAGAGAGAGGGAGAGGGAGAGAGACGGAUAUCUCAGGUCAUCUGCAGCUGCAGCGAGUCUGAGGAGCUGAGGAAGGCAGGGAAGAUGGCGAUCCUCCAUUGCUGAGACCCGGCAGAAGCACAUGAGACUCCCAAACAACUUCCACAACAAUAACCCGAGCAGGAAGAGGAGAAAGAGAAAGAGGAUAAGGAGGCGGUGGGGCUGGAGAACCCGAAGCACCUCCCGGCGCCGGGACGCUUCUUCUGUCCCUAAUGUGAGAGAGUAGACCCGGAUCAUGGAGGUGCUUCAGUGUGAUGGCUGUGAUUUCAGAGCCCCAUCUUAUGAAGACCUCAAAGCACACAUCCAGGAUGUCCACACGGCAUUUCUGCAGCCAACUGAUGUUGCUGAGGACAGUGCUGAUGAGCCGCGAUCCGGGUCCAUAAAUGCCAGCAAUCAGACAGAGGUGGAGUUUUCUUCUAUAAAGGAUGAAUUUGCAAUUGCAGAGGAUUUAUCAGGUCAAAAUGCAGCUGCACUGGGGACGGGAAGUUACUAUGGCCACAGUACAGGAUAUUACAGUCAGCAUAUUGCCGCUAAUCCCAAACCAACGAACAAGUUUUUUCAAUGCAAGUUCUGUGUACGCUAUUUCAGGUCAAAAAACCUCCUUAUAGAACACACUAGGAAGGUCCAUGGAGCUCAAGCUGAAGGGAGCUCAGUAGGACCUCCUGUCCCAGGAUCCUUAAAUUAUAAUAUCAUGAUGCAUGAGGGAUUCGGAAAGGUCUUCUCUUGCCAGUUUUGCACAUACAAGUCACCAAGGAGAGCAAGGAUAAUGAAACAUCAGAAGAUGUAUCACAAAAACAAUUUGAAGGAGUCCAGUGCUCAACCUCCUGCUCCUGCUCCAAUGCCAGACCCCAUGGUUCCACCCGUGUCCCUGCAGGACCCCUGCAAGGAACUGCCGGCAGAGGUUGUGGAGCGCAGCAUCUUAGAAUCCAUGGUCAAACCCUUGACCAAGUCUCGAGGCAACUUUUGCUGUGAGUGGUGCAGCUACCAGACGCCCCGCCGAGAACGUUGGUGUGACCACAUGAUGAAGAAACACCGCAGCAUGGUCAAGAUCCUCUCCAGCCUCAGACAGCAACAAGAAGGGACAAAUAUGCCAGAGGUGCAGACGAAUGACCCCAGCCCCACUUCCAACUCCACCUAUCUGUCCAUGAAUGCUGCAAGCCGGGAGAUACCCAACACUACCGUCUCUAGCUAUAGAGGCUCCAUCAGCAACUCCAUCAUGAGACCCAAUUCUUCAGCUUCCAAGUUUUCAUCCAUGUCUUACCCUCAGAUGAAGCCGAAGUCACCUCACAAUUCUGGCCUUGUUAACUUGGCAGAGAGAUCCCGGUAUGGAAUGACUGACAUGGCCAAUUCUUCAGCUGACCUGGAAACUAACAGCAUGCUCAAUGACUCUAGUUCUGAUGAUGAGUUAAAUGAAAUAGACAGUGAGAAUGGUUUAAAUGCCAUGGAUCACCAGGCAUCAGUCAUGUCUGCAGAGCAGCUGAUGGGCUCCGAUGGCAACAAACUAUUGGAGACCAAGGGCAUUCCGUUUAGGAGAUUCAUGAACAGGUUCCAGUGCCCCUUUUGUCCUUUCCUCACCAUGCAUCGACGUAGCAUCUCCCGUCACAUAGAAAACAUCCACUUAUCUGGAAAGACAGCUGUCUACAAAUGUGACGAAUGUCCGUUUACUUGCAAGAGCUCCUUGAAACUUGGGGCUCACAAACAGUGUCACACGGGUACAACAUCAGAUUGGGAUGCUGUGAAUUCCCAGAGUGAAAGCAUUUCUUCCUCUCUGAAUGAAGGUGUGGUAUCCUAUGAAAGUCCCAGCAUCAAUGGCAGAAAGGUAGGGGUCAUGUUGGAUCCUUUGCAGCAACCACCACCACCACCGCCACCGCCCCCACCGCCACCAUCACAGCCACAGACACUGCAGCAGCCACCACCCCAGCUACAGCCACCUCAUCAGGUGCCACCUCAGCCACAGCCACCACCAACGCAGCCGCCGCCCCCUCCCACACAGGGCCCACCCCUCCACCCUUACAAAUGCACCAUGUGCAAUUACUCCACCAUGACCCUGAAAGGGCUACGGGUCCAUCAGCAGCAUAAACAUUCGUUCUGUGACAACUUGCCAAAAUUCGAGGGGCAGCCCUCAAGCCUACCAUUGGAAAAUGAGACAGACAGCCACCCCUCUUCCAGCAACACUGUGAAGAAAAGUCAGACCUCAAUUCUUGGGUUGUCCUCCAAGAACAAUUUUGUAGCUAAGGCCUCUAGAAAGCUUGCUAACGACUUUCCCCUCGAUUUAUCACCUGUGAAGAAGAGAACCAGGAUUGAUGAGAUAGCAAGCAACCUGCAGAGCAAAAUCAACCAGACAAAACAGCAGGAAGAUGCGGUGAUCAAUGUGGAGGACGAUGAAGAGGAAGAAGAAGACAAUGAGGUGGAGAUAGAGGUUGAGCUGGACAGGGAAGAAGAGUCGGCAGAGCCCAUCAUGGAGGUGCCCACUCCCUUUUCAGCCCAGCAGAUUUGGGUGAGAGAUACCAGUGAGCCCCAGAAAGAAUCCAACUUCAGAAACGUCACCCACGAUUACAAUGCGACCAAUGGGGCUGAGAUUGAGCUCACCCUUUCUGAAGAUGAGGAGGAUUAUUAUGGCUCUUCAGCAAACAUGAAAGAUCACCAAGUUUCCAACACUGCUCUGCUGAAUACCCAAACACCUAUCUAUGGAACUGAGCAUACUAAUGAAAAUACGGACUUUGGUGACUCUGGAAGGCUUUACUAUUGCAAACACUGUGACUUUAACAACAAAUCCGCCCGGAGUGUUAGCACCCACUACCAACGAAUGCACCCGUACAUUAAAUUCAGCUUCAGGUACAUCUUGGACCCCAAUGAUCACAGUGCGGUGUACAGGUGCCUGGAAUGCUACAUCGAUUACACCAACUUUGAAGAUCUCCAGCAGCAUUACGGCGAGCACCACCCAGAAGCCAUGAAUGUACUGAACUUUGACCAUUCCGACCUGAUCUACCGGUGUCGGUUCUGUUCAUACACAAGCCCAAAUGUCAGAAGCCUGAUGCCACAUUACCAAAGAAUGCAUCCCACAGUUAAGAUUAACAAUGCGAUGAUAUUUUCAAGCUACGUCGUGGAGCAGCAAGAAGGGCUGAGUACUGAAUCCCAGACCCUGAGGGAGAUUCUGAAUUCGGCUCCCAAGAACAUGGCGACCUCCACACCCGUGGCUCGUGGUGGUAGUAUGUCCUCUGCGUUUAAUAAAAACACUCCUUCAAAGUCCUUUACUCCUGAAUGUGAAAACCAGAAGGACCCUUCGGUCAACACUGUUGUCGUUUACGAUUGUGACGUUUGCUCAUUUGCAAGCCCCAACAUGCAUUCUGUCUUGGUUCAUUACCAGAAGAAACACCCUGAAGAAAAGGCUUCCUACUUUAGGAUCCAGAAAACCAUGCGAAUGGUGUCUGUGGACAGGGGCUCUGCCCUUUCUCAAUUAUCAUUUGAGGUGGGUGCUCCAAUGUCUCCCAAAAUGUCCAACAUGGGUUCCCCACCCCCCCCACAACCCCCGCCACCAGACCUCAGUACUGAGCUUUACUACUGCAAACACUGCUCCUACAGCAAUCGGUCAGUUGUGGGAGUGCUUGUCCACUACCAGAAAAGACACCCAGAAAUAAAGGUUACUGCCAAAUAUAUCAGACAGGCUCCUCCCACAUCUGCAAUGAUGAGAGGGGCCGAAGGGCCCCAAGGCUCCCCCCGGCCACCUGCCCCCCUGCCGCAGCUGAACCGAAGCAGCUCUGAGAGAGAUGGCCCUCCUGUGGAGAAUGAGAUGUUCUUUUGCCAGCACUGUGAUUACGGGAACCGGACGGUCAAAGGUGUCCUCAUUCAUUACCAGAAGAAGCACCGAGACUUCAAGGCCAACGCAGAUGUGAUCCGGCAGCACACAGCCACCAUCCGGAGCCUCUGUGACCGCAACCAGAAGAAGCCUGCCAGCUGUGUGCUCAUGUCCCCCUCAAACAUGGAGCGGGACAAAACUAAGUUGCGAGCACUCAAGUGUAGGCAGUGUUCGUAUACCUCCCCCUACUUCUAUGCACUGAGGAAACACAUCAAGAAAGACCACCCCGCCCUAAAGGCCACAGUCACGUCCAUCAUGCGAUGGGCAUUUCUAGACGGCUUGAUAGAAGCUGGCUACCAUUGCGAGUGGUGCAUCUAUUCCCACACGGAGCCCAGUGGUUUGCUCCUGCAUUACCAAAGGAGGCACCCAGAGCAUUACGUUGAUUACACUUACAUGGCUACCAAACUCUGGGCUGGGCCAGACCCGUCCUCUCCCUCUCUCACGAUGCCAGCCGAAGCCAAAACCUACAGAUGCAGGGACUGUGUGUUUGAAGCUGUUUCCAUCUGGGACAUCACCAAUCACUACCAAGCAUUCCACCCCUGGGCCAUGAACGGUGAUGAGUCAGUGCUGCUGGAUAUCAUCAAAGAAAAGGACGCCAUCGAGAAGCCCAUUCUUCCCUCUGAAGAGUUGACAGGCCCCGUGAAUUGUGAAAAUAGUAUGCCCACCCCUCUCCCAGAGCAGGAAGCCGAAUGCCCCGAGGACGUGAGACUUUCCCCCGAGAAAAGCAUGCAUCUGGCUUCAGCCAACCCUGCCAUUUCCUCUACCCCGUACCAGUGUACGGUGUGCCAGUCUGAGUACAACAACUUGCAUGGGCUUCUCACCCAUUAUGGGAAGAAGCACCCCGGCAUGAAGGUGAAGGCUGCUGACUUUGCCCAGGACAUCGACAUCAACCCGGGUGCCGUCUAUAAAUGUAGGCAUUGCCCGUACAUCAACACCCGCAUCCACGGCGUCCUGACCCACUACCAGAAGCGACACCCAUCCAUCAAGGUGACCGCUGAGGACUUUGUGCACGACGUGGAGCAGUCAGCUGACAUAUCCCAGAAUGACGUGGAGGAGACCAGCAGGAUCUUCAAGCAAGGCUACGGCGCCUACCGGUGCAAGCUGUGUCCGUACACGCACGGCACUUUGGAGAAGCUCAGGAUCCACUACGAGAAGUAUCACAAUCAGCCUGAAUUUGAUGUCUUUUCCCAGUCGCCCCCGAAGCUGCCGGUCCCCCUUGAGCCCGAGAUGACCACUGAAGUGAGCCCCUCCCAGGUCUCCAUCACCGAGGAGGAGGUGGGAGAGGAGCCUGUGUCCACGUCUCACUUCUCUACCUCGCACCUGGUCUCCCACACGGUAUUCCGGUGUCAGCUCUGUAAGUACUUCUGCUCGACGAGGAAGGGGAUCGCCAGGCACUAUCGCAUCAAGCACAACAACGUCCGAGCCCAACCCGAGGGCAAGAACAACCUCUUCAAGUGUGCCCUGUGUGCCUACACCAACCCCAUCCGAAAAGGGCUGGCCGCCCACUACCAGAAGCGCCAUGACAUCGAUGCCUAUUACACUCACUGCCUGGCGGCCUCCAGGACCAUCAGUGACAAACCCAACAAGGUGAUCAUCCCGUCCCCGCCCAAGGACGACUCCCCUCAACUGAGCGAGGAACUCCGGAGGGCAGUGGAGAAGAAGAAGUGUUCCCUGUGUGCCUUCCAGUCGUUCAGCAAGAAGGGCAUCGUGUCCCAUUACAUGAAGCGCCACCCUGGGGUGUUCCCCAAGAAGCAGCACGCCAGCAAGUUGGGGGGCUACUUCACGGCCGUGUAUGCAGACGAGCACGAGAAGCCCCCACUCAUGGAAGAGGAGGAGAGAGGCAGCUUUGAGAAAGCCGAGGUGGAAGGCGAAGGGCAGGAAAUCGAGUGGCUCCCGUUCCGCUGCAUCAAAUGCUUCAAGCUGUCCUUCAGCACGGCGGAGCUGCUGUGCAUGCAUUACACUGACCACCACAGUCGGGACCUCAAGAGGGACUUCGUCAUUCUGGGCAACGGCCCCCGCUUGCAGAACUCAGCCUACCAGUGUAAGCACUGUGAUAGCAAACUGCAAAGCACAGCCGAGCUGACCUCACACUUGAGCAUUCACAAUGAGGAAUUCCAGAAGCGUGCCAAACGUCAGGAGAGGAGGAAACAGCUUUUGAGCAAGCAGAAAUAUGCAGAUGGUGCUUUUGCAGAUUUCAAACAAGAGAGGCCUUUUGGUCACUUAGAAGAGGUGCCAAAGACCAAGGAGAGGAAAGUGGUGGGCUACAAAUGUAAAUUCUGUGUGGAAGUGCACCCAACGCUCCGAGCCAUCUGCAAUCACCUCCGAAAGCACGUCCAAUAUGGCAGUGUCCCAGCUGUGUCAGCCGCUGUGAAGGGGCUGCGUUCUCAUGAGAGGAGCCACCUGGCCCUGGCCAUGUUCACCCGAGAGGACAAGUACAGCUGCCAGUAUUGCUCCUUUGUCUCUGCUUUCAGGCACAAUUUGGAUCGCCACAUGCAAACCCACCACGGACACCAUAAACCAUUCCGAUGCAAACUCUGCUCCUUCAAGUCCUCCUAUAACAGCCGGCUGAAAACGCAUAUACUCAAAGCUCACGCUGGUGAACAUGCCUACAAGUGCUCCUGGUGCUCGUUUUCCACCAUGACAAUCAGCCAGUUGAAGGAACACUCCCUCAAGGUCCACGGCAAAGCCCUGACCCUCCCCAGACCCCGGAUCGUCAGCCUGCUCUCCUCACACGCCCACCACUCCUCCCAAAAAGCUACCCCAACUGAAGACGUGGAAGACUCCAAUGACUCGUCUUACUCUGAGCCUCCAGAUGUUCAGCAGCAGUUGAACCACUAUCAGUCAGCUGCCCUGGCAAGAAACAACAGCCGUGUUAGCCCUGUGCCUCUGUCUGGGGCCAAUGCUGGCACCGAGCAGAAAACCGAAGCCGUUCUCCACUGCGAAUUCUGUGAAUUCUCCUCCGGCUACAUCCAGAGCAUCAGGCGUCAUUACCGGGACAAGCACGGUGGGAAGAAGCUUUUCAAGUGCAAAGACUGCUCCUUCUAUACGGGCUUCAAAUCUGCUUUUACGAUGCACAUGGAAGCUGGGCAUUCGGCGGUUCCCGAGGAAGGCCCCAAAGACCUUCGCUGUCCUCUCUGCCUCUAUCACACCAAAUACAAGCGCAACAUGAUCGACCACAUCGUGCUGCACCGAGAAGAGCGAGUUGUCCCCAUUGAAGUGUGCCGUUCCAAACUGUCAAAAUACUUGCAGGGAGUAGUUUUCCGCUGUGAUAAGUGCACCUUCACCUGCUCCAGUGACGAGAGCCUCCAGCAGCACAUAGAAAAGCACAAUGAACUGAAACCUUACAAAUGCCAGCUCUGCUACUACGAGACCAAGCACACAGAGGAACUGGACAGCCACCUCCGGGACGAGCAUAAGGUGAGCCGUAACUUUGAGCUGGUUGGACGGGUUAACUUGGAUCAGCUGGAACAGAUGAAAGAAAAAAUGGAGAGCUCCAGCAGUGAUGACGAGGACAAGGAAGAGGAAAUGAACAGCAAGGCUGAAGACAGAGAGCUGAUGAGAUUUUCUGACCGUGCGGCUGCUAUUAAUAUGGAGAAGCGUUUUCCAUGUGAAUUUUGUGGACGGGCAUUUUCACAGGGCUCUGAAUGGGAAAGACAUGUGUUGAGACACGGCAUGGCAUUGAAUGACACCAAGCAGGUGAGCAGAGAAGAAAUUCACCCGAAGGAGAUUGUGGAAGACGGCAUUAAGAUGCCCUCCAUAGAGGAAAAAGAAGACGAUGAGGCUAUGGGGUUGGACUUUUCCUUAAAGAGUGAAACAGUAGCCAUCUGUUUAGUAGCUGCCAACAAAUCUCUCUUGGAUAAUGCAGAGGCCAAAAAAGAAUAAGUGUUUGGUGAAAAUCUUAAAUCAAACCUUACUUGAACAGUGAUGAAAAAGUGGGAGGGCCGGCUUGGGCUGAGAAGGGAGGGACAGAAACGAGAAGACAGAACAAAGCUGCUUUUUAGGACUGAACAAUCUAUUUUCAAAGCACUGGUACCUGUGUGAGUGAGUAUGUAAAUUAAAGUUAUUUAAAUGGUUGGAAUAUGUGGCUCCUUUUCCAUCACUACAUCUUUUCUUCCGGACCUUCAUGGUGGAAGUUUCAUUUGUUGCGGAACACGGAAGCACCUCCCAAGGGCACGGUGGUGGUCUUGGACGUACGUGGAAACAGAAGCUCCAUGACCGUAGAAGACUUCUCGUAGGGGAACAACUUUCCGACGCGCAACUUUCAGUGCGUUUUUCUAGUUUUAAUACCUUAAGCUUUUUCAAGACCUAACUGCAGCCGCUUUGGGGAGAAAAAAAACAAAAAACAAAAACAGAAAAAAAAA